Molecule: messenger RNA, 1032 nt
Organism: Capsella rubella
Lineage: Eukaryota; Viridiplantae; Streptophyta; Magnoliopsida; Brassicales; Brassicaceae
Product: probable inactive receptor-like protein kinase At1g65250
Exons: 1
Coding region: 1-1032 (343 amino acids)
Biological process (GO): protein phosphorylation; cell surface receptor signaling pathway
Cellular component (GO): plasma membrane
Molecular function (GO): protein tyrosine kinase activity; ATP binding; protein serine/threonine kinase activity
Source: RefSeq, a predicted model, not a curated record
AUGGUUUGGUGGAGGAAGAGGAAUAAGAAGCUAACAUUAGCGAGAGGCGCGACGUUGUUAGAAGAUCUAAUCGAAUGUUGCGAUGGCAAAUUCAAUCCUAUCAAAUUCUUCUCUGCUGACGAGAUCAUCAAAGCCACGAACGACUUCAAUGAGGAGUCUAAUGGUAUUUCUGAACUAGAUGAGUAUUACAGCGAAUGGUAUUCAGGUAAAACCAAGAACCAUGAGAUGAUGAUACUCAUCAAGAAACAUGCCAACGAAGAAGAAACCUUUUGCCGCGACACAGCGGUUUCAUCGAUGGUGAGUGGUCAUAAAAACUUCAUGAAACUUGUUGGGUGUUGUGUUGAGCUUAAAGAUCCAUUCUUGGUUUAUGAUGGUGUAAAGAAACAUUCUAAAUUCAAGAUAAGUGAGCAGCCAUGGAAAAGGAGGAUGAAGAUAGCUGAGGAUAUCGCUACUGCUUUAGCUUACCUUCACACCGCGUUCCCUAGGCCAUUUGUGUAUAGGUUUUUGUGUCCUUGGAAAAUCUUGUUAGAUGAAGAUGGUGUAGCUAAGUUGAAUGAUUUCUCUUUAUGCGUUUCGAUCCCGCAAGGGGAAACAUUUGUAAAUGUUGAAGGAAUGCCAAUAUUUGGUUCUAUGGAAUCUGAGUACCUGAAAACUAAUGUAGUCUCUGAGAAAACUGAUGUGUUUGCGUUUGGUAUGUUGAUGCAACAUCUUCUUGUCGGAGAAGACAGAUUUUGGAAGAUUUGGGUAAGAGAAGAAGGUAACAGUGAAGUGUAUGAAGAUGAUGAUGACUCUUUUCAAGUUAGGCUGUUUAAAUUUAUGGAAAAGAGAGGAAUCAAAGAGAUUGCAGAUCCAAAGAUGCUAGAAGAGAUGUGUUGUGAUAGUUCAGAGUUAGAGCUUUGUCAAAUGAAUGCUUUCUUAAUGCUCUCACAUAGAAGUAUUGGUUUUAAAGGGGAAGUUCCAACAGCUGUGGAAGUGGCCAAAGAAUUAAAGAAGAUCCAAAUCAUGACUCUCUCCACUGUUGUUGGUUCAUGA